AGUGGAAUAGCAACCAAACGCGCGUCGUCAGCCACACGGGCCCGGCUUCUGUUCGUGUGGGGAGAGCUUCCAGCGUCUCGUGAUGGGGGCACAAGACGAGGGUAGCCGGCGGCCGCCGCCGCCAGGGCCCGCCCCUGGCCAGUCCGCGGCAACCGCGGGCACGGCGCCGCCGCCCAUCACCCCAGCCCAGUUCCUCUCCUGGAAGCAGCGGAAGCGGCUAGCUAAGUGCGCUGUGAUCUCAUGGUGGUUUCCCUUGGCUAGACCAUGGAAAUCACUCGUGAUUUGUGGGCUUCUCUCUGGAUGCACGCCCGAUGCAGAAGAAGCUGCAGAGAAAGCUGAAGCAGCUCAGAAGCGAGCCGCGGAUAUAGCUUCAGGUGCAGUGCAAAUGAAUGGCCGAGAGCUGUUCCAGCAUGAACCCUGGGUGUUUGACAACAACAUUUACUGAGACGACCAAAUCCUGCAGAAACACAGAGCAUAUGUGUAUGCCAUGUUCACUGUCAGAAUCCCACACCAUAAGAGUUUGUACAAGCCAUUUGAGCUCUGUUUUAUGGAACCCGUACAUUGUUUUGCUACUGAUAAAUGGGAACAAAGACAGUUCUCUACAAUUUUUUUUCGUACUUUUCACAUUUCAGAGCAUCCAGAUUUCGUGGAAUGCUGAAUAUAGUGCAUCAUCCCGUUAUA
Messenger RNA from Triticum urartu, 681 nucleotides. The record is from RefSeq and is a predicted model, not a curated record. Lineage: Eukaryota; Viridiplantae; Streptophyta; Magnoliopsida; Poales; Poaceae.